Messenger RNA from Orbicella faveolata, 1540 nucleotides. Its product is annotated as cilia- and flagella-associated protein 221-like. The record is from RefSeq and is a predicted model, not a curated record. Lineage: Eukaryota; Metazoa; Cnidaria; Anthozoa; Scleractinia; Merulinidae. Gene Ontology annotation, cellular component: 9+2 motile cilium. Gene Ontology annotation, biological process: motile cilium assembly; cilium movement.
UGACACCGCCAUGGUGCCGCCAUGUUUCCAUGACUACUCGCCAGAGUUGAGAGAUUUCAAAAUGGCGGUGGCUCGCACUAGACCGAUGGUUUCGGAAAGUUUUGAUAGUUAUGUGGCGCCUGUGAUCAAUAAACCAGUGCCUAAUCAUCUCCUGGAAACAAAGAUAUAUGCCAAAGUUGGUCAGAACUCUAUUUUGCAAGCCAAACCUUCUGUGGUUCACUUUAGUGGAUUUCAAGUUGGUGAAAAAAUUACCAAAACCCUCGUGAGUGUCAUGUUCUAUUUUAGUGCCCGUUUAAUGUCAUUUAACUUUGUCUAUAUGUUCGUUUUUCCAGGAAUUGUGCCAGGCAAUAGUAAGGUGGAAGUAAAAGUGACAUUUACACCAAUGGACUUCUCAACUGCUCACAUGAAGCUUCAGCUUUUGGUCUCCCAGUUUAAUAUGUCUCCACUUGUGUGUUCUUUCACUGGAACUUCUGAACCAGGACUUGCAAAAAGAUUAAAAGAAAAAGCUUGGACAGAAGAAUUGCCACCCCUCCCUCCAAAUGGCAUCCUAGAUCCAGUGUUGAUUGAUCCUCUUGGUAGGACAAGACUGAAAAAACUCAAGACCAGACCUUGGACUCCAGGAAAGCCACAGGAACUGGUCCAAGAUGGAUUAAGAUUUCCAGUUGUUGGUCUUGAUAACCCAUCUACAGUUUCAAACAUUCUUCUGCAACAGCCUGGAAAACUGAAGGCAAAACAGCUCAGAGAAGCUGUUCAAACCAAGAAAGAUGUGAGUGGAAGCACAAAACAAAUGAAGACAUACAAUAGGCCCUUUGCANGUUCCCUGGGAGAGUUCGUGACUGACUGGAGAAAAGGAAAAUUCACCAGAGAACAUACGAGAAGUCAACUCGCCGAGAGUGAAGAAGAGAAACUAUUCGACGAAGUUCAAGUUCCGUUGCGGAUCAAGUGUGAAGGAAUUUCCCCUUUCUGUUUUCCUUCUUACAAGUCUCCUGAUACUAAAGAUGACAUGGUAUGUUUGUCUAAACAUUUCUACAGUCGUCAUUCANCUAGAAUAUUUGAACACUUAUUAUUUCAGAAUCCCGCUCCUGGCCUACAAGUGUUCAAACCUCCACUGCCUUACGCAGAAGUGGAUGAAGAUUACCAUUUGUGUCCUCUGCCGCGAAACAGAACAGCAGGAAAAUCAGGCAGACAGGGACGGAAAUAUCUAGAGAGACAGGACGUCAUUCCUGGUGUUAUGACGUGGAAACGGUUUCCAUGCCAACCUCUGGUCUCCAUGGCAGCAAAUCCAACGAUAUCAAACGUUUGGAUUCCUCGCUGGACUGAUCCAUUCAGUGAGGAUUUGCUGCCUACGGAAGUUCCUUCAUUGUUACAUGGUCUCCCUGAUGAAGAUGUUAUGAGCGAUGAUGAAAUGUAUUUAGAGAAACGCGAGAAGGAGUUGAACGAAUUUUUGAAGCAGCGACAGAACAGAGUUGGAUUAAGGAUCAAACAACGAAUACAAUCUAUCAACGAUGCCAUGUCUUCCUCUAAUCUGGAACUCAAAUAA